Molecule: messenger RNA, 1176 nt
Organism: Panicum hallii
Lineage: Eukaryota; Viridiplantae; Streptophyta; Magnoliopsida; Poales; Poaceae
Product: putative receptor protein kinase ZmPK1
Exons: 2
Coding region: 48-869 (273 amino acids)
Source: RefSeq, a predicted model, not a curated record
ACGGAGGACGGCCAGCUGCGGCUAACGGACGGCGGCGGGAAGGUCGGAUGGCUGUCCGGCACGGCGGGACAAGGCGUGAAGGCUCUCCACUUGGAUGGCAGGACCGGCAAUCUCGUCCUCGUCGACGCCCAGAACCGCACGAGGCGUGGCAAAGCUCUGACGAUCCGACGGACAAAUUCAUACGGGGCCAGCAUCGCACACUGCCGGCGUACUUCGUCGCGUCCAUGACUAGCGUGACCUCCUCGCCAUUCUACUCCUUGGAGCUUGACGGCGACAAGAUCGCCGCCUACAUCCACGUCGGGUACACGAGCUACUCCUACUGGGAGCUCGCCCCAACAGCAAACCGGACGAUGGCAUCGGCAAGGCUGGACGGGUCGGGGCUCAAGAUGCUUGACGCGCAGGGAAUCAUGGUGGCGCAGGUCUCGCCGCCGGUCAAGAAGCCACCUCUUAGCUUCUUGGCGCUCGGCGGCGACGGCAACCUGGAGAUGUUCUACUACGACGCCCGUCACCGGAGGUUCAGGAUCUCGUACAAGGCGCUCGGGCUCUGCGAGCUCCCGCUCUCCUGCGGCGUCCGCGAGGUGUGCUCAGCCGCCGGGAAAUGCAAGGACUUCGUCGCGUACGCCGACAGGCCGCCGGCGCGCGCCGGCAACGCCUUCUGCUACGGGACCGGCGGCGAGGCGUGUAUGGUCCACUUGAGGGCCGUCACCACGGUGCUCCGGACCACGUCGCCGCCGCCGGCGCUGGCCAACGUGACGCUGCGGCAGUGCGUGGCGCGGUGCGCGAGCAACGCCUCGUGCAACGGCGCGCUCUACGUAAAGGGCAACGCCGGUGUCGCCGCGGCGGCCGACCACGGCGUGUGUGAGCACUAAACGCUGACGGCGGGCGCCAGGGAGGUGACUGACGGGAGCCGGCGCCGGUACAGCUACUGGGUGAAGCUCCCUGCAGCAGAAGCAGCAGCAGGAGGAGGAGAUGACGAGGACGUGCAGGACGACAGCAUGCUCAGCAAGGUCCUGAUGAUCUGCGGGGCGAUCGACGUGGCGUGCGCCGUGGUGUUUGCGGUGCUCAUAGCCUUGUAUUUUCGGCGGCUUCGUAGGCUCGCGGCCGCGGUGGACAGGGUCGUCGAGCUCCAACAAGGCGAGGCCGAGAGCUCCGGGGAGCAAAAUAGUUUUGACAGUA